Rhineura floridana is the source of this 1883-nucleotide messenger RNA. RefSeq names its product negative elongation factor complex member A (gene NELFA). Gene Ontology annotation, biological process: negative regulation of transcription elongation by RNA polymerase II. The transcript has 11 exons. NCBI's taxonomy places the organism in Eukaryota, Metazoa, Chordata, Lepidosauria, Squamata, Rhineuridae. The record is from RefSeq and is a predicted model, not a curated record. Bases 84 to 1673 code for a protein of 529 amino acids. Gene Ontology annotation, cellular component: NELF complex.
CCAUGUUGUGUUACGGAUAAAGAGGCGGCCCCACGAGGGGCUUGGGCCUUGUUCCCCCUCCCUUUUUUAGGUGUCUUCAUAAAAUGCCCGCCGAGAGUUUCCUUUUCCCACCGGUCCGCUCCAAGAUGGCGUCGAUGCGGGAGAGCGACACUGGUUUGUGGCUGCACAACAAACUGGGCUCUACAGACGAGCUGUGGGCACCUCCGAGUAUUGCCUCGUUGCUCACCGCGCCGGUCAUUGACAACAUCCGCCUCUGCUUCCACAGCCUCUCUUCACCCGUCAAGCUCAAGCUCUUGCUGGGGAUAUUGCACCUGCCUCGCCGCACUGUGGAUGAGAUGAAAGGUGCACUGACUGAAAUUAUCCAGCUUGCUACCUUGGAUCCAGACCCCUGGGUCUUAAUGGUGGCUGAUAUUUUAAAAUCCUUUCCAGAUAUUGGCUCCCUAAACCUUGAUCUGGAAGAACAGAAUCCCAAUGUUCAGGAUAUUUUAGGAGAAUUGCGAGAAAAAGUGAGUGAAUGUGAAUCAUCAGCCAUGUUGCCACUGGAGUGCCAGUACUUAAAUAAAAAUGCCUUGACCACGUUGGCUGGACCACUUACUCCUGCAGUGAAGCACUUCCAGCUGAAACGAAAGCCAAAGAGUGCCACGCUGCGAGCAGAGCUGCUACAGAAGUCUACUGAAACUGCACAGCAGCUCAAGAAGACCGCUGGAGUGCCUUUCCAUGCCAAGGGAAGAGGGUUGGUCAAAAAAAUCGAUACAACAACUCCACUCAAAGGAAUACCUAAACAAGCUCCAUUCAGGAAUCCCACUGCUCCAAGUGUAUUUAGCCCUGCUGGAAAUAGAACUCCUAUUCCACCCUCGAGAACUCCUCUGCGCAAAGAGAGAGGAGUAAAGUUACUAGACAUCUCAGAGCUGGAUACGAUUGGUUCUGGCAGGGAAGCUAAAAGAAGAAGAAAGACCUUAGAUACAGAAGUGGUGGAAAAGCAAGCGAAAGAGGAAACAGUUGUAGAAAAUGCUACUCCAGACUAUGCUGCUGGGCUUGUGUCUACUCAGAAACUUGCCUCUUUGAAUAAUGACCCUGCCCUGGCUUCUACUAGCUAUCUGCCUGCAGCUCCCAGUGUUGUGCCAUCUUCCUCCUAUGGUCCAAGUGCUGACACACAGCCAGCUGGAUCUGUUCGGGAGCCUUUGCAAGCUAAAGAAGAACCUGCUACGGCCCCCAGCACUGCUGUCCCUACUCAGUUUAAGCAGAGGACACCCAUGUACAACAGUAAUUCAAAUGCAGCUGCAGUGACACCUACCUCUCCUGUGACUCCUCCCGCUGCCUCUCCAGCAGUACAAGUGCCACAGGCAACUCCUCAGCAGGCACCCCCCAAGAAAAACCUCUCUCUAACAAGGGAACAGAUGUGUGCAGCACAAGAAAUGUUCAAGACAGCAAACAAAGUUACUAGGCCAGAGAAGGCUCUUAUCCUUGGAUUCAUGGCAGGAUCCAGAGAAAAUCCUUGUCAAGAACAGGGCGACAUAAUCCAGAUCAAACUAAGUGAACAUACAGAGCUGCUGCCGAAGGCUGAUGGCACAGGAAGCACCACCACGCAAGUUGACACAGUCUUUGAAAUGAACUAUGCUACUGGGCAGUGGACCAGACUAAAGAAAUACAAACCAUUACCUAAUUUUUCUUAAACAAUUCAAUAAUAAAAUGUAGACCAAACAGACCAUAGAAUAAGCCAGAAUGUACAUAGUGUAUUGACUAGACAGAACAACAUUCCUGUGUACGCCUUGUAACCACCCAGCAUACUAGCUGUGAUCGGCUCCAGCUGCAGGAGGACAAAGGACAGAAUUGCGAUGCUUGUAUUUUUUAAAUUAUUAUUAAAGAGUUGGGGGAGGGUGCAA